AUGCCUGGGAUCGUCAUCAGCGCGUUGCUGGAAUUCACCCGGGCAUACCAGCAGAAGGCCCUGGCGCAGCUGGACCACAUAUCGAACGACGACGAGAGGAUAUACAAGAGGUACCCUCUGACUGUGCGCGAGUAUGGGGAGUGUGAGGACCUGGGAAGGCAGUGGUGGACUGAAGUGAAGAGUACGCCAGCGGAGGGCUGGGGCAAUGUGCCAGCUGAUGACGACACCCAGGGACGUGGCAAGGAGGACCUGGCUACUGGGGACCUCGUCACCAAGGGGAAAGGCAAGGAGAGAGCUGACAAUGACAUCGGGACAGGCAUGGUGGGUGAGCGUAUCGUCCACGUGGAGGCAGGGGAGGACAAGGGAAAGGGCAAGAGCAAGGAGAAGGUGCAGGGGAAGGUGGCGCAUGUGAUGAGCGAGAAAGAGGAUGGGGGACAGGGAGAGGGAGAGGGAGAGGGAGAGGGAGAGAAGCAGGAGGGCGAGGACGAUGAUGAUGCCGACAGUGACGAGGAUGACGAUGCCGACAAAGAUGAUGACGAUGAGAUGGCGGAAGACAUGCUGGGUGCAGGCCAGCCCGAAUCCAUCGAGGUCGAUGCGGCCUCCCCCCCUCUGCCAACUGCCACACCAAUAUCGAUCUCACCAGCUGCCCCAUCACUCCGAAAGCGCAAGGUGGUCAUCACAGAGUCGAGUGAGAAGAGUGAGAACGAGGAGGCAGCUCCGAAGGCGAAGCAGAUGAAGCCAAUCGAGGUCGCAAAGGAGAAAGGCGAGGCCCCGACCACCUCUGGUCGAGCGCAGCAUGCGCAGAAGAGGAUGGUGCAGACCGAGGUGGAGGGCUCGAAGGUGAGCACGAAGAAGAGCGGGAAGAGGAAGGCGAAGGAGUCAAGCAAUGAAGAGGAAGUACCAACUGUCAAGCCGCCAAAGAAGAAGCGUGCGACGAAGGAAUACAAGAGCAAGGAGUUCAUCGAAAGUGAAGAUGAGACUCCAGCACCGCCUUCCAAUCUACCUGCCAAGACCGCAGGGGACUCUAACGAUGGUGUUGCGAAGACGAACACCCCUGCCAAACCUGUCAAACAGACAAUGAGGAUGACGGUGUCGCCUCAUGUCGCACUGAAGGGGAAGGGGAAGGGGAAGGCAAAGGCGACGGUGAAGGGGAAGGCGAUGGUGAAGGCGAAGGCGAAGGUGAUGGUGUCGCAGAAGGACAUGUGGAAAAAGACGUCCACCCGCGUGUCUGACUUCAUGUGGGCACAUGCAACAGAUUCGCUCAUCCCUUGCGUUGGCUGCCAGGAGAAAGAGUGGCCAUGCAAGCUCAACACCGCCAACUUCGGUCGCUGCCUCGAAUGUCCAGCAUGA
Messenger RNA from Sparassis crispa, 1350 nucleotides. RefSeq lists its product as hypothetical. The coding region runs from base 1 to 1350 and encodes 449 amino acids. The transcript is spliced from 3 exons. NCBI's taxonomy places the organism in Eukaryota, Fungi, Basidiomycota, Agaricomycetes, Polyporales, Sparassidaceae. The record is from RefSeq and is a predicted model, not a curated record.